CUGCCCCACGUGAGCGGCGGUUGGUGCCGGCGCUCGGAGUGAGGGCUGAGUCCCCGCACUGGAGGACGUGCUAGGUCAGCUCACUUAGAUCCCUAUUCAUGGGUUUAAAUUGAUUCUUAUCUGCCGUGCAGUGAAUGAAUUUACAUUCUUGGGACACCCGGCACCGGUCACCGAUUUGAUUGUGGUACAUUUAAAAAGAUCAUCUUGCUGUACCAUUUGCUAUUUUAAGAUCUGAGUUGUUGAGGGAUUACAAGAGCUUAUGAGGAAGUUCUGCUGUGAAAAAGAAAACCAGUGGCAAGAGGAAACUGCAGAACAUCAGGAACAUCAAACAGGAAAAGAAGGAGAAGGGAAACUGGAACAGCAAGUGGAGAAUCAUGAGACCAAUCCGAACAUUUGCUAAUGAUGACCGACAUGUUAUGGCAAAACAUUCCUCGGUGUAUCCUUCCCAAGAGGAGCUUGAGGCUGUACAGAAUAUGGUUUCAACAGUUGAAUGUGCAUUGAAACAUGUAUCGGACUAUUUGGAUGAAACUAAUCUGCAGUCCAAUAAUGUGGAUGCCAGUGAAGAUGGAGCAACAGAUGUGAAGAAAAGUAGCAUUUCAGAGAGCAAUACAAAUGAACAGAGUGGGCGAGUAUUGUGUGGAGUGAUGCGAAUUGGAUUGGUUGCAAAGGGUUUGCUGAUAAAGGGGGACCUGGAUUUGGAGCUUGUACUGAUGUGUAAAGAAAAGCCGACCGAGAAGUUAUUACACACUGUCUAUACCAAUCUGCCAACACAAAUAGAGAAACUUUCAGAAGAAAAAUACGAAGUUGAGAAGUGUGCAGAAGAAGCAGCUAUUACUGUUCAAAAUACAAAAGAACCCAAGUUGACACUCAAGAUUAUUCUUAGUUCUCCAGUGGUGAGAGAUGAAAUGGAAAAGAAGGAAGAUGGAGUAGAAAAUUUUGCGAUGAAAGAUCCACCGGACUUAUUGGACAGGCAGAAAUGCCUAAACGCCUUGGCGUCUCUGCGACAUGCCAAAUGGUUUCAGGCAAGGGCAAAUGGAUUAAAGUCAUGUGUAAUUGUGAUUCGUAUUCUGCGUGAUUUAUGCAACAGAGUGCCCACAUGGGGACCAUUGAAAGGCUGGCCCCUUGAACUUAUUUGUGAAAAAGCCAUAGGUACUAGUAAUAGACCACUAGGGGCUGGUGAAGCCUUGAGACGUGUAAUGGAGUGCUUGGCAUCAGGAAUUCUUCUCCCUGGUGGUCCAGGAUUACAUGAUCCUUGCGAAAAAGAUCUAACUGAUGUGUUAAUCUCAAUGACUCCUCAGGAAAUGGACAACAUUACUCAUAGUGCCCAGCACGCACUUAGACUCAUGGCCUUUGGUCAAAUCUACAAAGUACUGGAGAUGGACCCACUUCCAUCAACAAGAACCUCCAUUCAAAAAUGGUCCAGAUCUCUGAAUGAGCGAGACGGUCCACUCUCAGUACCUUUGAAGAGACCAUAUGAAGAUGGUAUGGGAGACGACAAAGAUCCAAAUAAAAAGAUGAAAAGGAACCUGAGAAAAAAUUCAAAUGGGCUUCAGGCACUACUGCAACUUACCAGGUGGUUGAGCAAGAUGCAGCUGGUUGACAUGCAAAAUCCUAGCUACGAGCCUGUAGCAGUUACUUAUCUUUCAGAUAUGAGAACGCAGGGCCCUAUCCUAACUGCCAGCGGAAAAAAUCCGGUUAUGGAGCUAAAUGAAAAGAGGAGAGGUUUGAAAUAUGAAUUAAUAUCUGAAACUGGUGGUAGUCAUGACAAACGCUUUGUAAUGGAGGUGGAAGUAGAUGGUCAGAAGUUCAAGGGAGCAGGUCCUAAUAAGAAAGUCGCAAAAGCCAGUGCUGCUUUAGCAGCCCUUGAAAGAUUGUUUUCUGGUCCAAGUGCUGCAAACAACAAGAAAAAGAGAACGGUUCCUCCGGCUAAGGGUCCAAUUCCUACUCCAGCAGCUGCAGUCCAGACUCUCAGAGGCAGAGGCAGAGGGGCCUUGAGCAGAGGAGCAUUUGCUGGAGCAGCAGUAACAGCUGCUCCAGGAUAUCUAACACCAGGUUAUGGGGCACCAUAUGGAUACAGUGCUGCUGCCCCAGCUUACGGUUUGCCAGGCAAGAGAAUGCUUCUGUUCCCUGUUAUGAAAAUUCCAACAUAUCCUGUUCCCCUUUACUCCUUUUUCAGCUAAUUACUGUAUUAGAAGCCUAACAACUGAUUCUGAUCACAAUAGCAAAAAAGUGAGCAUUAGGAGAAAAAAGUUGCUUUUUUAAUUAAAUUUCUUUUGAAAAUGUUGUAUGAAGCAAAUUAUUUGUAAAAUAAUUUUUCCGAUCUUUUUGAUUUUAACAAAAAGGCUUAGUUCAUUAAAACUUGAAGAUGUACUGUGAAAUGUUACCUCAUUCUCAAUAUAACUUAUGCCAGCCUUCUGUGGUAGAAAGUAAUAAACUUUAAAAAAAAACCUCACAGACAUUUUAAUUGAAUCAUAGCUUCUGAAGAAUUUUAUGGAAGCUUAUUUGUGAAGGAUGUAUAGAUAACAGAUCUCUGAUCACAAAUAAACACUUUGUUUCAGAACCA
Messenger RNA from Rhincodon typus (whale shark), 2563 nucleotides. Its product is annotated as spermatid perinuclear RNA binding protein. Bases 375 to 2180 code for a protein of 601 amino acids. Gene Ontology annotation, cellular component: precatalytic spliceosome. The record is from RefSeq and is a predicted model, not a curated record. The transcript is spliced from 18 exons. Gene Ontology annotation, molecular function: single-stranded RNA binding; double-stranded RNA binding. NCBI's taxonomy places the organism in Eukaryota, Metazoa, Chordata, Chondrichthyes, Orectolobiformes, Rhincodontidae.